Molecule: messenger RNA, 1856 nt
Organism: Drosophila subobscura
Lineage: Eukaryota; Metazoa; Arthropoda; Insecta; Diptera; Drosophilidae
Gene: Adck5
Exons: 5
Coding region: 83-1762 (559 amino acids)
Source: RefSeq, a predicted model, not a curated record
CGUCGCAACUUUCACAGCUGUUCGGCAAACAAUAAUAACAGGUGUCCACGGGGAACCUUUGCACUUUCUAACCGGCGGAAACAUGCGGCAAAUUCAUCGAUUGCAGCAACUCCUACACUUGGGCAGCAGGUGUCGUGUUAGACGAUUCGGCAGUCAAAAUCAAGUGGCCCAGAGCACUGGGAGGAAAACAUUUCCCAUUGGACGGGUGGGCCUGGUCCUAGCCGGUGUGGGUGCGAUUGGCUAUGAUGGCAUUGUCAACGAGUUUACCUACUGCGGGGCAUCGGUGCGCUUUGUUCGCUCUCUAAAAACAGCUGGACUAAUUGCGGCAGAUUAUCUGUUGCUGAGCGAGAACGAUGCCGAGUACGAGCCAAAGCUGAAGGCGCUGCACCAGAAGAGUGCCGAGCGACUGCUGGAGACGUGUCUGCUCAAUGGUGGCCUCUACAUAAAGGUGGGCCAGGGCUUUGCGGCCAUCAAUCACAUUCUGCCGAUUGAGUACACCAGCACACUGUCCAGGCUGCAGGACAAAUGUCUGCCGACGACAAAGGCCGAUGUGCGUAAGGUGUUCCACCAGGACUUUGGCCAGCUGCCCGAGGAAAUAUACGAGGAUUUCAACUACGAGCCAGUGGCUGCAGCCAGCCUGGCCCAAGUCUUCCAGGCAAAGCUGCCAAGUGGCGAGCAGGUGGCCGUCAAGGUGCAGUACAGCGAUCUGCAGAAGCGUUUCAUCAGCGACCUGGGCACCAUCAUGUUCCUGCAGGACAUUGUCGAGUUCUUCUUCAAGGACUACAACUUUGGCUGGAUUAUGAGGGAUGUGCGCAAGAAUCUGGUCCAGGAGAUGAACUUUGUGCAGGAGGGCCACAACGCCGAGCGCUGUGCCGGCGACAUGAAGAAGUUUAAUUUUGUGCAUGUGCCAAAGGUCUACUGGCCGUACACCAAGACGCGCGUGCUCACCCUUGAAUGGAUGGAUGGCUGCAAGAUCAGCGAUCUGGAGGCCAUUGCUGACCGAAAGCUGAGCGUAAAGGACAUCGAUGUGAAGCUCUUUAACACAUUUGCCGAGCAAAUCUUCUACACCGGCUUUGUGCACGCCGAUCCGCAUCCCGGCAACAUUUUUGUGCGGCGAAAUGAAAGCAGUGGCAGAGCUGACAUUAUACUGCUUGAUCAUGGCCUGUACGAGGAGCUGCCAGCUGAGGUGCGUGGCCCGCUGUGUGAGUUCUGGGAGGCGACAGUGUUGCGCAACGAACCAAAGAUGCAAGCAGCAGCCGAGAAGAUUGGCAUCGUGGACCACAUGCGCUUCGCCGAGGUGCUCUUCCAGCAACCCAUUCGCGUGCGCGGCGGCAGCAUACGCAGCAAAUUGUCCGAGGAGGACAUCCUGCACAUGCAGGAGGUGGCAAGGAAGAAUUUCGAGUCGAUUAUGGGUACUCUGAAGGAAAUGCCGCGCAGCAUGUUGUUUGUGGUGCGCAACCUGAACACCGUGCGCGCCAUUAGCCACCAGCAUGGAGAUGUGGUGAAUCGACCUCAUGUCAUGGCCCGCUAUGCCCAGCGCUGUCUCUACAUGCAGCACGGCCGCACGUCGCCGUUGCAGUACUUCCGCUGGCUGUGCCGUCGUGUGUACUUUGAGUAUUGCCUAUGGGCAACCGCCUUCAGGCUGCGGCUCAUGAACAUGUACUUUAAUGCUCUCUACCUCGUGGGACGUGCACCGGCAUCGGCACGGACGGUUAUGCGGGAUAUGCUGAACCAGCCAGAUGGCAUACCGAUUCCAAGCUGAAACAGCGGCAGAUUUUUGUAAUUAUUUCAACUCUAAGUUAAGCAGCAAAGUGUGUAGGGUUUAUUGUGUAUUAAAUUGGGUCUGUUGUAUAGGU